AUGGACAUGGACAUGGGAGGAAUGGACAUGAGCGGCGGCGACGACACCGGAGCCGCAUGCGUCAUCUCGAUGCUUUGGAACUGGAACACCAUCGAUGCCUGCUUCCUCGCCAGAAGCUGGCACAUUCGCUCGCGCGGGAUGUUCGCAGGCUCCUGCAUCGGCGUGAUCUGCCUCGUGAUCGUCCUCGAGUUCCUGCGCCGCAUCGCCCGCGAGUACGACGCCUUCAUCAUCCACCGCGCCCAGAUGCGCGCGCAGUACCUUGCCCCCGCGCAAGCUCAGUCCUUAACCCCAGCCUCACACUCAGAUAGCGCCGCCGCCAGCGACAAUGGAGCCGAUACCCAGAUCCAGAAACCCAACGCCACGGCUGCCACUGCGCCAGCAGACGCAGCGCCCUUCCGCGUCCGGCCGAGCCUCAUCGAGCAGUUCGUCCGUGCGCUGCUGCAUAUGCUGCAGUUUGCCGUUGCGUACUUUGUCAUGUUGCUGGCCAUGUAUUUUAAUGGGUACAUCAUCAUCUGUAUUUUCAUCGGCGCGUUCCUGGGCUCGUUUAUCUUUUCGUGGGAGUAUAUUGGGGGUGGGGUGAAGGAGAAUGAUGCGACGGCCGUUACCAAAUGCUGUGGUUGA
Messenger RNA from Aspergillus mulundensis, 621 nucleotides. RefSeq names its product high-affinity Cu transporter CTR3. Gene Ontology annotation, molecular function: copper ion transmembrane transporter activity. The coding region runs from base 1 to 621 and encodes 206 amino acids. The transcript has 4 exons. NCBI's taxonomy places the organism in Eukaryota, Fungi, Ascomycota, Eurotiomycetes, Eurotiales, Aspergillaceae. Gene Ontology annotation, cellular component: membrane. Gene Ontology annotation, biological process: copper ion transmembrane transport. The record is from RefSeq and is a predicted model, not a curated record.